AUGGACUUCGCCUCCCUAAUGGCCAAGGAAAUCUCCAAGGCCAAACCCAGCGAUCCAAAAGAGAAACCCGAAACCAACAACAAAUACCAACGCCGCGCAGACAUCGAAGCAGCGCGCAUAGCAGCCUACAACGCGGAGCAAGAGCGUCUCCAACGCGAACGCGAAGAAAAAGCCGCUCUAAAACGCAAACACGAAGAAGAAGAGGUCGAGCGGAGACGAGAACGAGACGAAAAGAAACGGAAAUUAGCGGAAGAAUCGAGAAGGAAGAGGGAAGCUGAGGAAGAAGCUGCUGAGAGAGCGCGAAGGAACAGGCUGGGGUUACCUGAGCUGCCUCCUCGGUCUACUGCUAGGAGCGAAUCAGGCACGCCAGUACCGGAGGAUGAAGAUAUCAAUGAUGAAGAAUUGAUUACGAAAUUGAGAGAAAUGAAUGAGCCAGCGACACUAUUCGGAGAAACGCAUAAAUCUCGACUGAAACGAUAUCGAAAACUAGUCCAACGCUCACUUACACCCCAACUCUCCUCUGGUCCUAUCCCAACGAGCCUCGAACUAGUCCCGGAGAAAGAGAUGAAAAUCCCUUCCAAAAUACCCAAGGAUAUAGAUCCCGACGCCAAAAAGUUUCUUUUCAGACAACUCGCCUCGUAUUUCACCAUGUUACUGGAAGAAUGGGCCAUUGCGCUCGCAAAACGAGAUACAUCCGUGAAGGAGAGUUUUGCGGGUCGUCAGGCGUACAAUGCCAUGAUUCAAAGUCGGGAUAAUAUGAGGCCUUUGUUCAAGAAGUUUGAGUCGGGAGAUAUUGAUCAUACGGUGCUGGAAGCUAUUGUGGAGAUUGUGCAUUGUGCGCAGGAGAGAAGAUAUGUUGAUGCGAAUGAUGGUUACUUGAGGCUGAGUAUUGGAAAAGCGGCGUGGCCAAUCGGUGUGACCAUGGUGGGUAUCCAUGAACGUUCGGCAAGAGAAAAACUUCACGAAAGCGAUAAUAAAGCGCAUAUCAUGUCCGAUGAAGUUACGCGGAAAUAUUUACAAAGUAUAAAGCGGUGCUUGAGCUUUGCGCAGGUGCGCUGGCCGCCGGAUGAUCAGUUGCAGUUGAUGGGUUAG
This is a messenger RNA of Talaromyces stipitatus ATCC 10500, 1092 nucleotides long. RefSeq names its product mRNA splicing factor (Prp18), putative. The record is from RefSeq and is a predicted model, not a curated record. Gene Ontology annotation, cellular component: U4/U6 x U5 tri-snRNP complex; U2-type post-spliceosomal complex; U5 snRNP. Bases 1 to 1092 code for a protein of 363 amino acids. The transcript has 2 exons. NCBI's taxonomy places the organism in Eukaryota, Fungi, Ascomycota, Eurotiomycetes, Eurotiales, Trichocomaceae. Gene Ontology annotation, biological process: RNA splicing; generation of catalytic spliceosome for second transesterification step.